CACUUCCGUUGCUCUACGGCUGGUUAGAAGGCGCCGGUGCGGUACUCGAGUUCUCUAUGAGCAGCCGGUAGAGGAGGACGGAGGCGCCAUUUUGUGAAAUUUAAAUAGAUCUACCAGCGACAUGUACCCCAGUACGCUGCUCCACCUGGCCCGGGCGAAUCCCUUCAGCGCCCCGCUUUUCACGCUCCAGAAGACGGAGGAGCCCUCGCGGCCAGCCGCCGAUGGACAGACCCGCAGACUGGCAGCAGCUUCAGUGGCUGACUCGGGCAACAGCUGUGAGUUUGGUUCAACAAAAUACUACGCUCUCUGCGGCUUUGGUGGCAUCUUGAGCUGCGGUAUUACACACACAGCUGUAGUGCCCCUUGACUUGGUCAAAUGUCGGCUUCAGGUGGACCCUGCGAAGUACCAGAGCAUCUUUAAGGGAUUCUCGGUCACAAUCAGGGAAGACGGUGUGCGGGGGCUUGCUAAAGGGUGGGCACCCACCUUCAUCGGAUACUCCAUGCAGGGUCUCUGCAAGUUUGGUUUCUAUGAGGUGUUUAAGAUCUUCUACGGGGACAUGCUUGGAGAGGAAAAUGCCUACAUGUGGAGAACCUCUCUGUACCUCGCAGCCUCUGCCAGUGCAGAGUUCUUUGCUGAUAUAGCUCUGGCCCCUAUGGAGGCAUGUAAAGUGCGCAUCCAGACCCAGCCUGGCUAUGCCAACACCCUGAGGGAGUGUGCCCCCAAGAUGUACGCUGAGGAGGGUCUCUGGGCGUUCUACAAGGGUGUUGUUCCCCUGUGGAUGAGACAGAUUCCCUACACCAUGAUGAAGUUUGCCUGCUUUGAGCGCACAGUUGAGUUGCUCUACAAGUAUGUGGUGCCCAAACCCCGCAGCGAGUGCAGCAAGCCUGAGCAGCUGGUGGUCACCUUUGUGGCUGGUUACAUUGCUGGUGUUUUCUGUGCCAUCGUGUCCCACCCUGCUGACUCUGUGGUGUCGGUGCUGAACAAGGAAAAGGGAAGCACAGCAGCUCAAGUGCUGAAGAGACUUGGGCCCAUGGGUGUUUGGAAGGGUCUGGUUGCCCGUAUCAUUAUGAUCGGUACCCUGACCGCCCUGCAGUGGUUCAUUUAUGACUCUGUGAAGGUGUACUUCCGUCUGCCCCGUCCUCCUCCCCCUGAGAUGCCUGAGUCACUGAAGAAGAAGUUGGGUCUCACGGAGUAGAGAACUGCUUAUUGCCCUGUCCGUCAUGUUUUCUAUAUUUAAGCUCCCACAGCUAUACUGUUCCUCCCAGGCUGCUGCUCAUCAGUCAUCAGGACACUGAGAGGGAUUUCCUCCACGUGUAGAGAUUUCAUUUAGAUUAUGACUUGAGUAAAUUCCAUCUGGUUUUAAACUGUUAAUAUUAUGAAAAAAGAAACUUUGAAACUUAAGGAUGCAAUACUGUCUUUUCUUAUUCUGUUCAAAGGUUAUAUUGCACAUACUCUACUGAACUACAGGAAUAACUGAUAGCCAGUCUUUGUCCCAUAAGUAUUUAAAUUCACACGGAGUACAGCAAUGCAUUAUUAGGAUAUUCAUCAACUAAAAGGGAUGAAAUAAAGAAUGUCCACAAUA
Molecule: messenger RNA, 1582 nt
Organism: Clarias gariepinus (North African catfish)
Lineage: Eukaryota; Metazoa; Chordata; Actinopteri; Siluriformes; Clariidae
Gene: slc25a3b
Product: solute carrier family 25 member 3b
Exons: 8
Coding region: 122-1195 (357 amino acids)
Biological process (GO): mitochondrial phosphate ion transmembrane transport
Cellular component (GO): mitochondrial inner membrane
Molecular function (GO): phosphate transmembrane transporter activity
Source: RefSeq, a predicted model, not a curated record